This is a messenger RNA of Myotis myotis, 3766 nucleotides long. It is a transcript of the gene DTX1, whose product is annotated as deltex E3 ubiquitin ligase 1. The record is from RefSeq and is a predicted model, not a curated record. The transcript is spliced from 10 exons. Gene Ontology annotation, biological process: Notch signaling pathway; protein ubiquitination. Gene Ontology annotation, molecular function: ubiquitin protein ligase activity; zinc ion binding. Lineage: Eukaryota; Metazoa; Chordata; Mammalia; Chiroptera; Vespertilionidae. Bases 900 to 2762 code for a protein of 620 amino acids. Gene Ontology annotation, cellular component: nucleoplasm.
GCGGCCGCCUCCCACCCGCGGGAUCCCGGCGGUCGGCAGCCAGCUCACGCGUCCGUCCGUCGGCGGCGUAGUCUGUCCGCGCGUGGCAAGCCCGGCGACCCGGCGCGGGCGGCCGCGGGAGGAGAGGGCGCGGAGGCGGGACCGCGGCUCCCUCCCGCCCGGGAGGCGACGGUGCCGAAGCGCGAUCGGGAGGCAGAGGAGAGGCAGAGGCGAGGCGGUCGCGAGCACGAGUGGGGUGGGGCGUGCCCGCGGGCCCCCGCCCCCUGGGCCCUCCGCGCAGCUCGGGAGCCGCAGCCGGGAGGCCGGCUGGGGACACGCCGUCUCCCUCCCCCGUGCGUUCUUCGGCCCCCCGGGCCUUCCAGGACGCGGGGAGCAGGGCCCCGGGGACAGGGACGCCCCUGCAGCAGGAGCCGUCGGUGGGGCGGCCCAGAGGAGGCCAGCAGCCCCGCCGGGCCAGGCACAGGGCCUGGGACGCAGUUGCGAGCGCAGAGGGCUGGCUGGGCGCCGCGGGAGCAGCAGGCGGGGCGCCUCGGGGGACAGGCCCUGCGCUGCCUGGGAAGAAGGACAGACCAGCCGGCGAGAGACUGGACCGAGAGCAGGGGCGGCUGCCUCACUCCCUGCGCUGGGCCGAGGGAUCCAAGGAAUUGAGAGCAACAAAGACACUUGCUGUCCGAGCAGCACCAGCACCGGCACCUGAGACAGCGCCAGGAGCCUGGGACCCUCCCACACUCAUGUAACUGAGGCCCCUGGGCCUCCUGGAGGCCAGGCAGCGAGGACGGAGGCCACACAGGCCUCGCUGCUUCCCUGGGGAGAGGGGACGUCCCCCGCCUGCUCCCCGGCCCAGGCCCAGGCGCUGGGCCAGUCACCGCGGGGUCCUGGCCCCGGAGGCGGCAGCGGCCAUGUCCCGGCCAGGCCAGGGCGUCAUGAUGCAGGUGAACGGGCUGGGCUUCCCGCCGCAGAACGUGGCCCGCGUGGUGGUGUGGGAGUGGCUGAAUGAGCACAACCGCUGGCGGCCCUACUCGGCCACCGUGUGCCACCACAUCGAGAACGUGCUCAAGGAGGACGCCCGCGGCUCCGUGGUCCUGGGGCAGGUGGAUGCCCAGCUGGUGCCCUACAUCAUCGACCUGCAGUCCAUGCACCAGUUUCGCCAGGACACAGGCACCAUGCGGCCGGUGCGGCGCAACUUCUACGACCCCUCGUCGGCGCCGGGCAAGGGCAUCGUGUGGGAGUGGGAGAACGACGGCGGCGCCUGGACGGCCUACGACAUGGACAUCUGCAUCACCAUCCAGAACGCCUACGAGAAGCAGCACCCCUGGCUCGACCUCUCGUCGCUCGGCUUCUGCUACCUCAUCUACUUCAACAGCAUGUCGCAGAUGAACCGCCAGACGCGCAGGCGCCGCCGGCUGCGCCGCCGCCUGGACCUCGCCUACCCGCUCACCGUGGGCUCCAUCCCCAAGUCGCAGUCGUGGCCCGUGGGCGCCAGCUCGGGCCAGCCCUGCUCCUGCCAGCAGUGCCUGCUGGUCAACAGCACGCGCGCCGCCUCCAACGCCAUCCUGGCCUCGCAGCGCCGCAAGGCGCCCCCCGCCGCCCCCCCGCCGCCCGCGCUGCCCCCCGGAGCACCACCCGCGGCGCUCGCCCUGCGCCCCAGCGCCACCUUCGCCGGCCCCACGCUCUGGGCCGCGCCCGCCACCAGCCCCACCGAACCUGCGCCGCCGCCCGGGGCGCCCCCGCGGAGCCCGAGCGCCCCCAGCGGCGCGCCCACCCCGGGCCAGAACAACCUCAACCGGCCGGGACCCCAGCGCGCCUCCGGCGUGAGCGCACGUGCCUCCAUCCCGCCCGGGGUCCCCGCGCUCCCGGUGAAGAACUUGAAUGGGACCGGCCCAGUCCACCCGGCCCUGGCAGGGAUGACCGGGAUCCUGCUUUGCGCCGCUGGGCUGCCCGUGUGCCUGACCCGGGCACCCAAACCUAUCCUGCACCCGCCGCCGGUGAGCAAGAGCGACGUGAAGCCCGUGCCCGGUGUGCCUGGGGUGUGCCGCAAGACCAAGAAGAAGCACCUCAAGAAAAGUAAGAACCCUGAGGAUGUGGUUCGAAGGUACAUGCAGAAGGUGAAGAACCCACCUGAUGAGGACUGCACCAUCUGCAUGGAGCGGCUGGUCACGGCGUCGGGCUACGAGGGCGUGCUGCGGCGCAAGGGCGUGCGGCCCGAGCUGGUGGGCCGCCUGGGCCGCUGCGGCCACAUGUACCACCUGCUGUGCCUGGUGGCCAUGUACUCCAACGGCAACAAGGACGGCAGCCUGCAGUGCCCCACCUGCAAGGCCAUCUACGGGGAGAAGACGGGCACUCAGCCCCCCGGGAAGAUGGAGUUCCACCUCAUCCCCCACUCGCUGCCUGGCUUCGCUGACACCCAGACCAUCCGCAUUGUCUAUGACAUCCCCACAGGCAUCCAGGGCCCUGAGCACCCCAACCCAGGCAAGAAGUUCACCGCCAGAGGCUUCCCGCGCCACUGCUAUCUGCCCAACAACGAGAAGGGCCGGAAGGUGUUGCGACUGCUCAUCACCGCCUGGGAGCGGAGGCUCAUCUUCACCAUCGGCACCUCCAACACCACGGGCGAGUCGGACACCGUGGUGUGGAACGAGAUCCACCACAAGACCGAGUUCGGAUCCAACCUCACGGGCCACGGCUACCCAGACGCGAGCUACCUAGACAACGUGCUGGCCGAGCUCACAGCCCAGGGCGUGUCGGAGGCCACGGCCAAAGCCUGAGACCCCAGGCUGCCCACCUUCCCUCCUGCUUCGCCCCUGGCCCAGCACAGGCCUCCCUCCACCAGGUGUGUCCUCCUGGUGGCCCAGGUUCAGGGCUGGGGAGGAGCCUAUGGAAGAAGCCAGAAGCGCUCUGGACAUUUGGCUGAUGGCCACUGGGAAUGAUGGGAAGACGGCAGGCCAGCCAGCUCCGACUCUGGGAGGGUCGCAGGGAGAGCACCAGAAACCACAGCGACCUCCCUCCCACCCCUCACACAAACAGUGUCCCGUUGAACACAUGCACGCACACCCACGUGCCUCUACUUGCCCCCAAUCUGGGGGGGAAGAGACAGAAGAACCCUGUGACACUCCAUGUGGAUCCCGUGUGUGUCUGUCACCUCCGUCCAUACAAGCUUGUCUGCCAGCAGGAUUCAGGUCAAGCACUUAGGGACCUGCUGGGGCUCCUGGGGGAGAAGGGGGCCCUUGGGGAGCUCCGCUGACCCCGUCUGUGUCACCAUCUCUGCCCUGAGCAGUUCUGCAAAGGGGCCGGCCAGAGAGAGGGGGCCUAGAGGUAUCAUUUGUGCUCGUGUCUCCUCAUCCUCUGGGACCCUGACCUCCUCCUCCUCCGCCGCCCCUCCCAUCCCCAGGCCUAGGUCUGUCCCAGAUAAAGGCGCUGUUCUCCUUUCCUCCCACCCCAUCCUCCCCACCAAGUCGUUUCCAAUGUCGAGACCCAAAGGCCGGGGCUUCUGGCUUCGGGAGCGAGGCGAGGAGGCCUGGCUUAAGCCAGCGGGUCUGAAAAAGCAGACUGGAGAGCAGAGCGUCCAUUUCCCUUGCUUGGAAGUGGGCAGUGGGGUGGCUGAUGGUCUCGACCAACCAGGGGCCUGUUGCCCAGGCAACUCACCAGCUCCGCCUCUGUUGAUUGGCUGCCACGGUGGAAGUCAGCCAAGAAUUAAAGGGACGCCAGUGAUCGCUCUUUUGAAAACCUACCAGUCCCACUGUGGGUGGAGAAAUAAACGGUCUUUCUCCUC